Molecule: messenger RNA, 3624 nt
Organism: Bicyclus anynana (squinting bush brown)
Lineage: Eukaryota; Metazoa; Arthropoda; Insecta; Lepidoptera; Nymphalidae
Product: phospholipid-transporting ATPase IF-like
Exons: 16
Coding region: 1-3330 (1109 amino acids)
Biological process (GO): phospholipid translocation
Cellular component (GO): plasma membrane; trans-Golgi network; endoplasmic reticulum
Molecular function (GO): ATP binding; magnesium ion binding; ATP hydrolysis activity
Source: RefSeq, a predicted model, not a curated record
AUGCGCCACGGAGGCCUUCAAGGUUCCGGAAUCAACUGUAUUUCUGUCCCGCAGUCGAACAAAGUAUCAGCGGCAUCGCAGACGCGGCAGAUCGAGGUGGGCGUGGCUGAGGAGGGCAAGCGCAAGCACAACAAGAUCAAGACCUCCAAGUACACGCUGCUCAUGUUCCUGCCCAAGAACCUCUCCGAGCAGUUCCGGAGGGUCGUCAACUUCUACUUCUUGAUCGUCACGGUCAUUGCUAUCGUUAUUGAUAGUCCAGUGUCUCCAUUCACAAGCAUAGCACCGCUGAGCUUCAUGGUGCUGGUGACGGCGGUCAAGCAAGGCUACGAGGACUGGCUGAGGCACAAGGCCGACAACAAAGUCAACAACCAGAUCGUUGAAAUAGUCCAUAAAGGAGUCAUUAAACAAGUGAAGAACUCGUCCAUCUCACCGGGUACACUGGUCAGGGUGAAACGUGGGAGAGAGGUGCCUGCUGACUUGGUGCUGCUAUGCGCGGAAGGAGCAAAGGGAAAAUGUUACAUAACCACGGCUAACUUGGACGGUGAGACCAACCUGAAGAGUCUAAGGGUUCCUCCACCGUUAGUAGGAUAUACUGCAGACAUAAUUCCGCAAGGGAUACGAAUCGAGGUUCCGGAGCCAGUGGCAGAUCUAUACACGUUUUAUGGACGCCUUGAGAUCCCCGGCAUGGAGAGCCUGGCACUGUCCACUGAGAACAUCAUGCUGCGAGGGUCACGCGUUAAAAAUACAGAAUGGGCCAUCGGAUGUGCCGUGUACACGGGAGAGGAAACAAAAUUGGCCCUCAACUCAAAAUAUGCAGGCAACAAAUUUUCUUCUAGCGAAACUGUAGUCAAUAAUUACCUAAUGUUCUUUAUAUACCUCCUCAUCCUUGAGAUGACUGGUUCGUACGUGGCGAAAAUGAUACUGGAACACUGGCAUCCUCAGCACGAAUUGUAUUUAGGACCAUGGGAAAAAGAUCCGUUUCACGUCAAGAAUAUAUUUCAGGAUUUAUUCUCGUUCCUGCUUCUAUACUAUUACAUAAUUCCGAUGUCGUUGUACGUCACCAUUGAAUUGUAUAAGUUUAUUGGCGCUUUCUUCAUCGGAUGGGAUCAAGACCUGCGUUGUGAUGAAACAGGCAGACCAGCGAUUGCUAAUACUUCAGAUCUAAAUGAAGAGCUGGGACAAGUGGAAGUAUUGUUUUCUGAUAAAACUGGAACUCUAACAAAGAACCUCAUGGUAUUCAAGGCAUGCUCUAUUAAAGGCCAAAUUUAUGAAGAGAGAGAUUCCAAACUUUACGAUUUAGAAAGAUUCGAUGAAGCCGUAGACAUUUUUCAGACAGACAUCAAAUUUUUCUUUACAAUACUCGCUUUAUGCCACUCGGUACAAGUUUCCAGUGAAGACCAGAAAAAGCUGAGUGCACGAUUUUCUGCGAGUGAAAGCUUGCAACUCAUGAAUAUCUUUCGCCGAAAAAAACAAAGCAAAGCGAAUGAAAAUGAUACUGAGGAAAAUGGAACUUGGAACAGAAUUGUUGAUGGGACAGCGAGUAAAGUGGAUUAUCAAGGAAGCAGUCCGGAUGAAAAAGCAUUAGUUGAAGCUGCUGAUAGAAAUGGAGUUACAUUUUUGGGCGAAGAAGGCAACAAUUUAAUACUCAAAAUUGAUGAUAAUACAGAGAUGUAUGAAAGAUUGCAGGUGAUUGAGUUCACUUCUGAGAGAAAACGAAUGUCGGUUAUCGUUAAAGAUAAGAAUGGCAAGAUAUGGCUGUUCUGCAAAGGUGCAGAGUCAUCGGUGUUUACAAUUUGCAAAGAUAGUAUAUAUAUUGAAGAAACAGACAAGGACAUUAACGUUUUCGCAAACAAAGGAUUGAGAACAUUAGCAAUAGCGUAUAGAGAAAUACCAGUAGAUGAAUAUGAACGAAUAUCUGAAUUAAUAAAAAGACUAGAUGGGAGUAGUCCAGAAGCAUUAAAGCAAGUGACCCAACAAUAUAGAGUUUUAGAACAAGAGCUGACACUGAUUGGUGCCACGGCUGUUGAGGACUGCCUUCAAGAUGGAGUGGCAGAUACACUUGCAUCUUUACGCAGAGCUGGUAUUCAAACAUGGGUACUUACUGGCGAUAAGGUAGAAACAGCAAUCAACGUAUCGCAAUCUUGUUCACACAUAUCAGAAAACGACAAGCGAAUGUACUUAGUAGGCAUUCAAAACGAAGAAGCCUUAGAAGCUCACCUAGAUAUAUGCAAGAGAACACUAGAUGAGCCUAGUUACAGAGACAUGACACUGAUAGUGGAUGGCAUGAGCAUGAGCCAUGUAUUGGACACUCCAGCUGCUGAAGUAUUUGUGGAUAUAUCAAUGAAAUUUCAUGCUGUAUUAUGUUGUCGACUAUCACCUAUCCAGAAAGCUAAAAUAGUAAAAUUAAUAAAAAACAGUCCCACGCGACCGAUAACAGCCGCGAUUGGGGACGGCGCGAAUGACAUAUCAAUGAUACAAGAGGCACAUGUCGGCUUCGGUAUCUAUGGUAAAGAAGGAUAUCAAGCAGCGAGAUCAGCAGAUUUUGCUUUCACAAAAUUUUCGAUGAUCAAAAAGGUGUUACUGGUUCUAGGCCACUGGUACUACCAGCGGCUAGCGACUCUGAUACAUUUCUUUUUCUACAAGAAUCUAGUCCUUGGUAAUAUUAUGUUCAUAUUUCAAAUAAAUUCGAUGUUCUCCACUCAGUCGAUAUUCGACUCAAUGUACCUGACAUUCUACAACCUGUUCUUCACCUCCGUCCCCUGCUUGAUACUCUCUGUGACCGACCAGAGGUGGCCGGCUAGUCUUCUGUUACAAAAUCCCACAUUAUAUAGGGGACUAAAGAAAAACAGUCUCCUGGGCUGGCAAUACUUCGUAGCGUGGUUCGUCGCCGCUUUCUACCACACAUUCAUCAUCUACUAUUUCACUUUUGUAUUGUUCGAGCCGUCGGUCAUCAACAUGGACGCGAAAAACACAGAUUUGUGGUCGUUCGGCGCCGUGCUGUUCCACAUGACGCUGCUGGUGGUGAGCCUCAAGCUGUGGCUGCAGGCCGGCUACCACACGCUCAUCUUCGUGGCCUCCACCGUGCUCUCCUUCCUGAUCUACGUCGCUUUCAACUCCCUCUACGCCUCAUAUGAUUUCCAAGUCGACGGUGAUGUCCUGGGAACCUACAUCAGGCUGCUACACUCGCCGACGUUUGGUUUCCUGAACCUACUGAUAGUGGUCGCUUCGCUUUGCCCUGACUACUGCGUCCGACUCAUUUCAGACAGGCGAGGAGCAAAGCAUAUUCGCUCUGACAACCAUGAAGCUGGAAUCUUCACGACUAGACUAUAAAAUAUAAAUAAUUAUAACCUGACUAGAAAAAUAAAAACCUAGCCGUAUUCAUAGAUUAAAGAUGAUUAUUAGAUUAGGCAGAUAGAGCGCACGGAACACUGCGGUCGAAUUUUUAAUAAUCGCUGGACAUACAUAAAAAAAAAUUACAUUCAGCCGAACGUAGAACCUCCUCCUUUCUGGAAGUCGGUUAAAAACUAAUAAAUAUAUUCUCGUGUAAGGUCGUCGCAUCAGUAAUUUUCAAUAUUAUUCAAGAAAAGACGACAUCAAGAAGGUAGUGGGAAGUGGCUGGAUGAG